AUGAAGUUCGCGUCCUCCCGUCUGCUCGGCAUUGCUGCCCUGGCAGCUGUUUCUCCGGCCCUCGCAUCCCCGCAGAGCCCAUUGAAACCCGUCUCCUCGUCGCCGUCCACCGGCGGCUCCCUAGACGAUGUCAUCAAUGACUCACCCUUCCUGUCUUUCCACCGCGACCUUGUGCAGAUCGAGUCCCUCUCUGGGAAUGAGAGCUACGUCGGUGAAUUUGUGGCGGAAUUCUUGGAGGCGCACAACUUCACCGUUGUCAAGCAACCCGUGACGGGUGGGGAUGGACCGGCUCGCUUCAACGUCUUCGCCCACCGGGCGUCUGGUUCCCCCCAGGUCCUACUCACCAGCCACAUUGAUACCGUGCCCCCGUUCAUCCCCUACUCCCUCGAGCGCGUCGCCUCCAAUUCCUCGGCCUCCAGCAUCCGCAUCUCUGGUCGAGGCUCCGUCGACGCCAAGGCCAGCGUGGCAGCCCAGGUCUUUGCGGCGCUUGAGGUGCUGGAUGAGGACCCCGACGCUCCGCUAGGGUUCCUCUUCGUCGUCGACGAGGAGGUCGGCGGGAAAGGCAUGGGUGUCUUCUCCGAAUCCUCCCUGAACCCGGACCCCUCCCCCUUCAACGCCGUCAUCUUCGGCGAGCCAACUGAUCUUGCCCUCGUCGCCGGCCACAAGGGUAUGCUGGUCUUCGACGUGGUCGCCACCGGUCGCGCCGCUCACUCAGGAUAUCCCUGGCUCGGAUCAAGCGCCAUCUCGGCCAUUCUACCGGCCCUGUCGCGCGUCGACCAGCUGGGGGACAUCCCCGCCGAGGAGGGCGGCCUGCCCUCCAGUCCCAAGUUCGGCCGCACCACUGUGAACAUCGGUCGUGUGGAUGCCGGUGUGGCGAUUAACGUGGUACCCGCGGCUGCGCGGGCAGGCGUUGCCGUACGCCUGGCGGCAGGUACUCCGGACGAGGGACGCGAGAUCGUGCGGCGCGCCGUGCACAAUGCCACCAACGGCAACGAAGCCGUGUACGCUGACUUCUCGUCACACCCAGAAGGCUACCCACCGCCGGACCUGGAUACGGACGUGGACGGGUUCGAGGUGACGACGGUGAACUACGGCACCGACGUGCCAAACCUGCAGCUUCAUGAUCGCGAGGACGGCGGCCGCGUGCGUCGCUACCUCUACGGCCCCGGUAGUAUUCAUGUGGCGCACAGCGACGACGAGGCUCUCACCGUGGCGGAUCUGCAGGAGGCCGUGCGUGGAUACCGGAAGUUGAUCGAGGCGGCAUUGGAUCGGGAUGAGUGA
Molecule: messenger RNA, 1281 nt
Organism: Aspergillus melleus
Lineage: Eukaryota; Fungi; Ascomycota; Eurotiomycetes; Eurotiales; Aspergillaceae
Product: M20 family metallopeptidase
Exons: 1
Coding region: 1-1281 (426 amino acids)
Molecular function (GO): hydrolase activity
Source: RefSeq, a predicted model, not a curated record